This is a messenger RNA of Lolium rigidum, 724 nucleotides long. RefSeq lists its product as uncharacterized. Bases 1 to 375 code for a protein of 124 amino acids. Lineage: Eukaryota; Viridiplantae; Streptophyta; Magnoliopsida; Poales; Poaceae. The transcript is spliced from 2 exons. The record is from RefSeq and is a predicted model, not a curated record.
AUGGCGCAGGCCCCGCCCACCUUGCGGCUGCGCGGCGGCGAUGGGGAGGUGUUCGAGGUGGACGCGCGGAGGCUUGCGGCGCUCUUCCCGGCCUUCGUCCUCAGGGUCCCCGCCAUCGACAACUUCGGCGUCUUCAAGCUCAUCAGCGCGUACCGCAAGUUCGAGGCCAGCGGCAGGCACACGGACCCAGACGUGGAGAACGCCUUCGUGAAGACCAUCGGCGACCUCGACAACCUCGCCCGCGUCGUCUCGGCUGCAAUGCAGCUGGAAGAUCAUGCCCUGCUGAACCUGUGCCUGCAAGCGACAAUUGUGAGUAUCGGGCGGGCAAGGGCUGCGGGAAAUCUCCAGAAUUUGCAGGGACAGGAGGAGAACUAGUGAUCUUCUGUGUUCAUGCAAUGAAUUUUUUUUUAAUAGCAUCCUACAUCUGCACUUUUAGGCCUUAGUAGAGAUCUGAAACUUGUUUGUCUUUGCUAGCCUCAGUUUCCAGAUCAAGUUCAUAGCUCUUAGAGGAAAAAUAUCUAGUAUCUGCGACGCCAAACAGAGAUUCCGUCGCUGCUUCUGUAUAUCACAUGUUGCUUGCCCCAUGUAACUAAGUCCUAAUCUGUAUAUCUCAGGUUGCUGUCAUGCGUUUUGAGAACUGUUGAAGUUGACUGUAAAUCCUUUUGUUUCAAGGAGCACGUAGCAAAUUAUAAGAUUUCAGCUGGGCACGACAAGUUACGUUUUA